AUGUUCUCAUAUAAGCCAGUACUUCUUUUGUUAUUCAGUCUCUUUAGUCUCUGUAUUGCCAAUUUACCAGACUACCGUGAUGCUUCUCUUUUGAAUUCGACAAGGACUCUCUUUGGACGAGUGGAGAUCAGUAACCCAACGGUUCCUGUAGCGCCUUUGACCACAAAUAUAUUCUCUAUAGGCUCAGCAUCUACUGCAGGAGGCUGCUAUUCCCAAACAGAAACUAUCGAUGAUUGGUUACAAGAGGUUGUGAAGUUGCAUAAUGCAGUAACUAAAGCGUAUGCCAACUCUUACGACGAUGCGGGAUCCCGACUUCUUUUUACUGCGUGGAUGAGUAUCCAGUGGGUGUAUGAGUAUGGAGAAUAUGACAGAGAAUUCAGUAGUGAAUCACUUUGGGAAAAAACGGGAGAACGUUUGGCCGCUGUCUCUCAGUUACUGAAUGGAGGUGGCUUGGUAGAUUCAUUAACUUCGGCUGCUCCUUGGAUAUUUUGCGGUGAUGCCUUUGCAAGCAAAGUUCCUUGGGAUCAGCCUGCUAAGGAUAGAAAUGGGGUAGAGAUUGCAAAGGAAGAGGAUGAAACAGGAACCAUCACCGACUACUGGACACUCGGCUCUUUGCUUCCCACUUUGGCCGCCCAAUCCAUAAAUGUAGCCUACUAUAUCGACGCUCUCAAGUCAUAUAUGGUUGAGAGUAAACCAGCAUUAUGUGAUCCUAAUGUUGGCCCCUACGCUGUCACUAGUCGAAGAUCAUAUACAAGUACUGUUCAAUCAGUCAGCAUCGGAACACAUGAUAGGUUCGCGUACUUCUGUCCUCGUACUUUUGAUCCCACUGGUCAAGCAAAACCUAGUGAUCUACAUUCGGUGUCCUCGCUUUCCACUUCAAUUACGUUAAUCGGACAAGAUUUGGACAGGCUUCUUCCUCUGAGUGCCACGUUAUAUCACGAGCUCUUCCAUAUCACUGAUUCAGAUGAAAGCACGCGCGACCCGUUCUAUAAUCUGGGAGCAGCCAGCUCCGCGUCCCUCGCUGGAAACUCUGACGUUAUUAACAAUCCGGAAUCAUAUGUCUACUUAGCCAUGGCCGCCUAUGUAUACCAAAACCCGCCAGCAGGGGCUGAUGCCACCCUGUACUUGGAAGCGGGUUUACCACAAAAGGCGACGGAUGCUAUUAAAAAUGCUGGCCAGGUAUAA
Messenger RNA from Botrytis fragariae, 1185 nucleotides. RefSeq lists its product as uncharacterized. Lineage: Eukaryota; Fungi; Ascomycota; Leotiomycetes; Helotiales; Sclerotiniaceae. The record is from RefSeq and is a predicted model, not a curated record. Gene Ontology annotation, molecular function: metallopeptidase activity. The transcript has 3 exons. Bases 1 to 1185 code for a protein of 394 amino acids.